This is a messenger RNA of Paramacrobiotus metropolitanus, 573 nucleotides long. RefSeq lists its product as uncharacterized. The record is from RefSeq and is a predicted model, not a curated record. Gene Ontology annotation, molecular function: DNA binding. NCBI's taxonomy places the organism in Eukaryota, Metazoa, Tardigrada, Eutardigrada, Parachela, Macrobiotidae. Gene Ontology annotation, biological process: DNA recombination; DNA integration. The transcript is spliced from 2 exons. The coding region runs from base 1 to 573 and encodes 190 amino acids.
AUGGCUCAUCAUUUCUUGCUGCGAGUGUCGGAACUGACAUCGCCAUCACCAACAACGUUUGGGAUGUCUGCCACCCUCCUGCUACGGGACGUGCGUUGGAACGACUCUAUGCUGCAGCUUUCCAUCAAGCAGUCGAAAACAGACCAGCACGGGAAAGGAGCUACGCUGUCUUUGACAGCUAGCGAAGCUCCGAUCAUCCACAACGCCUGUGUCACCUAUGCCCAGCAGCGUCAGCAUCGACAGCCUUCUGAUUUGCCAUUUUUUAUCCAUAGCAGCGGCCGCUUCCUCACGCGGAUUGACCUUACACGGGCACUGAAGACGACCCUUCCUGAUGGGGAGGACCGCGCCCGCUACUCAUCCCAUUCUUUUCGAAUUGGCGGUGCCACUUCGGCUGCCGCCGAUGGCCUGUCAGCUGACGCCAUAUGUGAACGGGGACGGUGGAAAUCGUCCUCGUUUAAGCGUUACAUCCGCCCGCAACGUCUGCGCGUACCAUUCUUGUUUGGGGCUCCCCCUCACUCGCGCUGCUCUCUCGCUAUGGUUGUAGCCAAAAAACGAAUUCACAAAACAGCGUAG